This is a messenger RNA of Chondrus crispus (carragheen), 1382 nucleotides long. RefSeq lists its product as hypothetical. The record is from RefSeq and is a predicted model, not a curated record. The transcript has 2 exons. Lineage: Eukaryota; Rhodophyta; Florideophyceae; Gigartinales; Gigartinaceae. Bases 1 to 846 code for a protein of 281 amino acids.
AUGUUCCACGGAAAGGGAUCGGCAGCAAGUGGUUCCCCCGCACGCUUGCAGCCAGCCGGGUCAUGCCCCGACACCAGCCCGGCCCGCCAAAGACUUAAAACUCCCGCCCCACGCUUUCUUGCACAGUCGCACGAGCGUCCCAUAUCUAUCUAUAUUUCUCGCCUACCCCCCCCCUCCCGCCUCCCCCUCCGCCGUCACGUCCUCCCUCGCCACCCCCCUCUUCGUUCCCCCCUCCUCCUCUUCGUUCCCUUCUCCUCCUCCUUCGCGACACCCCCCUCUAUAUCGUUCUCAUCUCCUCAUCCACCCACGACCCGCAUUCACGUCCCUGCGCCCAUAGACUUAAUUCCCUUCCGGACAUCCUUGGUGUCUCGCAUUUCCAUUCCACGCGACGGCGAACUUGACAGUCCGUACUCCCUGUCUCCCUCGCCGGAAACCUCCUUAAUUACCUUUUCUCCGCUUCGGCGCCUUUCCCCCGCCACCAUGGGCAACAAGCGCCCGGCAUCCGAAGCCAUUCGACCCUCCACCCCGAAGUCUGCCGCCAAGCGUCAAAGAGCCUUGUCUGGUCUCCCACGUCUUGUGACGCCGCCCCGCCCCGCCACGCCCGCCCGUCCCCCUCGCAUUCCCCGUUUCUCCCCCGAUCCCAUUACAACCACCGCCGACAGAAGGCUCGUUCAGGAAUUCCACAUGCUCUCCACUCCCCAGCUCGUCGCCCUUGUCAAGGAUGUCGAAGCACGGUUUAGAAAACUCGCCCAGUUUGAGGCAAACGAGAUUCGAAGGGCGCAAGCUUUGGGCUUUGCGGAGAAGAACUCCCCGCUUGUCGUUCGCAGACAGCAUGUCGCUUGGUGAGCCGAACCAGCAAACUGCAUGGAUUACGUCACAGAAGCUGGCGUAAUUGACAACUAGAUUAGUUACUGGAAAGCGACGGCUGGUGCAACUACUAGCGGGAUCGCCAUCACUGCAAAAGAUUCGGAAUUCGCGCUUCAGCGAACAGAGCAAGUUGAUCGGGUUGAGAUUCAAUAGUGAAGUCGACCCAGGAGGCAAACGGCUGCUGAAAGCGCUUACGAGUCGCGAUAAGGCUCACGUUUACCGUCGGGCAUAUCCUACCCACAUGUGCGUGUAGGCACGACAACUGGGGCGAUGUAGCUUCUUGAAGGUUGCAGUGAUUGCCAGUUCGUGGAAGGAAGAGAGCCGUUUGAUACCGCAUUUGACAAUGGCUCUCUUGUUGUGAUUCUUUUCGAUGGAUAUAACUCUAAUUGCAACAGAAUAAAGUUGCAUUUGAUGUGUUAUUGAUAUCUUUGUAAUUUUGCGCAAGCGACGAUAGCUUCUAGGUGCAGAGUAGUCUUUAGAAUCAGAGAACCGCUAAAGCCGUUGAUGUGCUGAGA